CUCCCCCUCUCCCUUCUCCUCCCCAGUCUCUCCCCCAGUUCUCCCCACCCCUGUUGCUCUCCGCUUCUCUCUCCUCCCGUCCUUCCCCUCCCGCUCCAUCCGGGUAGCCGACGGCUGGCUCUGGACUGGACAGCAGUGGCGGCUGCUUUUCUCUGAGGAGCCUGGUAAAGUUUCACAGGAGCCGAAGAGAGGAGCACCUUCCCCGACGCCGGAGGAGCGCUGGUGUUCGCCGCCGCUGGCUGAAGGAGGAGGGUCCAGGAGCUGGAGACCUGCCUCAGCUGCCGCGCUGCCUCGCUCUCGGGGGGAGGCGCCGCCCCCAGCCGCCCUGGGCUCCCCCUGCCUUGAGGGGCCCGACAUAGGGACACCUCCAACUUGCCAGUGUUUCAGAAGGGAGUUUUUUAUUGAAACUGGAAGACCAGAAGAAUCACAAACAUGUUGUGCUGGGGAAAUGCUUCUUUUGGACAGCUAGGUUUGGGUGGAAUUGAUGAAGAAAUUGUACUAGAGCCCAGAAAAAGUGACUUUUUUAUAAACAAAAAAGUUCGAGAUGUAGGAUGUGGACUCAGACAUACUGUAUUUGUUCUGGAUGAUGGAACUGUGUACACGUGUGGAUGUAAUGAUCUAGGGCAGCUAGGUCAUGAAAAAUCCAGAAAGAAACCAGAGCAGGUUGUUGCCCUGGAUGCCCAAAAUAUUGUAGCUGUUUCAUGUGGAGAAGCUCAUACAUUAGCACUAAAUGACAAGGGCCAGGUGUAUGCUUGGGGUCUCGAUUCUGAUGGACAGCUUGGCCUGCUAGGAUCAGAGGAAUGUAUCAGAGUACCCAGAAAUAUUAAAAGUUUGUCGGAUAUCCAGAUAGUACAGGUUGCUUGUGGUUACUAUCAUUCACUUGCACUUUCUAAAGCAAGUGAAGUCUUCUGCUGGGGACAGAAUAAAUAUGGCCAAUUGGGUUUAGGCAUUGACUGUAAAAAGCAAGCUUCACCACAGCUGAUUAAGUCUUUACUUGGAAUCCCUUUCAUGCAAAUUGCGGCCGGAGGAGCCCAUAGUUUUGUACUCACUCUUUCUGGAGCUAUCUUUGGAUGGGGACGCAACAAAUUUGGUCAACUAGGUCUUAAUGAUGAAAAUGAUAGGUAUGUUCCUAAUUUACUAAAGUCACUAAGAACUCAGAAAAUAGUUUAUAUUUGUUGUGGAGAAGAUCAUACUGCUGCACUAACCAAGGAAGGUGGAGUGUUUACUUUCGGAGCUGGAGGGUAUGGUCAGUUGGGUCAUAACUCUACCAGUCAUGAAAUAAACCCAAGGAAAGUUUUUGAACUUAUGGGAAGCAUUGUCACUCAGAUUGCUUGUGGAAGGCAGCACACUUCUGCUUUUGUUCCUUCAUCAGGACGAAUUUAUUCUUUUGGACUUGGUGGUAAUGGACAGCUAGGAACUGGUUCAACAAGCAACAGGAAAAGUCCUUUCACUGUGAAAGGAAAUUGGUUUCCUUAUAAUGGGCAGUGUCCCCCAGAUUUUGAUUCUGAAGAAUAUUUCUGCGUGAAAAGAAUUUUCUCAGGUGGAGAUCAAAGCUUUUCACAUUAUUCUAAUCCCCAGAACUGUGGGCCACCAGAUGACUUUAGAUAUCCUGAUCCUUCGAAGCAGAUCUGGACUGUGAAUGAAGCUCUAAUUCAAAAAUGGCUCAGCUACCCCUCUGGAAGAUUUCCUGUAGAGAUAGCCAAUGAAAUUGAUGGAACAUUUUCUUCAUCUGGUUGUCUGAAUGGAAGUUUUUUAGCUGUUAGCAAUGAUGAUCACUAUAGAACGGGCGCUAGAUUUUCAGGUGUUGAUAUGAAUGCUGCUAGACUUUUAUUCCACAAACUUAUACAACCUGAUCAUCCUCAGAUAUCUCAGCAGGUGGCAGCUAGCUUGGAAAAGAAUCUUAUUCCUAAACUGACUAGCUCCUUACCUGAUGUUGAAGCAUUGAGAUUUUAUCUUACUCUACCAGAAUGUCCCCUGAUGAGCGAUUCCAACAAUUUCACCACAAUAGCAAUUCCCUUUGGUACAGCUCUUGUGAACUUAGAAAAGGCACCGCUGAAAGUACUUGAAAACUGGUGGUCAGUACUUGAACCUCCGCUAUUCCUCAAGAUUGUAGAACUUUUUAAGGAGGUUGUGGUACAUCUUUUGAAACUCUACAAGAUCGGCAUUCCCCCUUCUGAGAGAAGAAUUUUCAACAGUUUUCUUCAUACUGCAUUAAAGGUUUUAGAAAUAUUACAUAGGGUAAAUGAGAAAUCUGGACAGAUUAUUCAGUAUGAUAAAUUUUAUAUACAUGAAGUACAAGAAUUGAUAGACAUACGGAAUGAUUAUAUCAUCUGGGUCCAGCAGCAGGCCUAUGGAAUGGCAGACCAUUGAAGAUCACAGUAAUCCAAGUCUAUGCCACAGCCACUAAUGCUGAAGAAGCUGAAGUUGAACAGUUCUGUGAAGACCUACAAGACCUUCUAGAAAUAACACCAAAAAAAAAAAAGAUGUCCUUUUCAUCAUAGGGGACUGGAAUGCAAAAGUAGGAAGUCAAGAGAUACCUGGAGUAACAGGCAAGUUUGGGCCUCGAGUACAAAGUGAAGCAGGACAAAGGCUAAUAGUGUUUUGCCAAGAAAACGCACUGGUCAUAGCAAGCGCCCUCUUCCACAGCACAAGAGAAUACACAUGCACAUUACCAGAUGGUCAAUACUGAAAUCAGAUUGAUUAUAUUCUUUGCAGUAGAAGAUGGAGAAGCUCUAAACAGUCAGCAAAAACAAGACUGGGAGCUGACUGUGGCUCAGAUCAUGAACUCCUUAUUGCAAAAUUCAGACUUAUAUAGGAGAAAGUAGGGAAAACCACUAGACCAUUCAGGUAUAACCUAAAUUAAAUCCUUUAUGAUUAUACAAUGGAAGUGACAAAUAGAUUCAAGGGAUUAGAUCUGAUAGAAUGCCUGAAGAACUAUGGACGGAUGUACAUAACAUUAUACAGGAGGCAGUGAUCAGAACCAUCACCAAGAAAAAGAAAUGCAAAACGGCAAAAUGGUAGUCUGGGAAGGCCUUACAAAUAGCUGAAAAAAGAAGAGAAGGUAAAGGAGAAAAGAAAAGAUAUGCACAUCUGAAUGCACAGUUCCAAAUAAUAGCAGGGAGAGAUAAGAAAGUCUUUCUAAGUGAUCAGUGCAGAGAAAUAGAGGAAAACAGUAAAAUGGGAAAGGCUAGAGAUCUCUUCAAGGGAACAUUUCAUGCAAAAAACGGGCACAAUUAAGGACAGAAAUGGCAUGAACCUAACAGAAGCAGAAGAUGUUAAGAAGAGGUGGCAAGAAUACACAGAAGAAUAUACAAAAAAGGUCAUCUUCGUGACCCAGAUAACCACAAUUGUGUGAUCCUUCACCUAGAGCCAGACAUCCUGAAGUACAAAGUCAAGUGGGCCUUAGGAAGCAUCACUACAAACAAAGCUAGUGGAGGUGAUUGAAUUCCAGUUGAGCUAUUUCAAAUCCUGAAAGAUCGUUCUGUGCAAGUGCUGCAUUCAAUAUGCCAGCAAAUUUCGAAAACUCAGCAGUGGCCACGGGACUGGAAAAGGUCAGUUUUCAUUCCAGUCCCAAAGAAAGGCAAUGCCAAAGAAUGUUCAAACUACCGCACAGUUACACUCAUCUCACACACUAGCAAAGUAAUGCUCAAAAUUCUCCAAGCCAAGCUUACAGUAUGUGAACUGAGAACUUCCAGAUGUUCAAGCUGGAUUUAGAAAAGGCAGAGGAACCAGAGAUCAAAUUGCCAACAUACGUUGUGAUAUUGAAAAAGCAAUAAAAUUCCAGAAAAACAUUACUUCUGUUUCAUUGACUGUGCUAAAGCCUUUUGACUGUGUGGAUCACAACAAACUGGGGAAAAUUCUUCAAGAGAUGGGAAUAGCAGACCACCUUACCUGCCUCCUGUGAAACCUGUAUGCAGGUCAGGAAGCUACAAUUAGAAUCAGACAUGGAAUAAUGGACUGGUUCCAAAUUGAGAAAGGAGUACAUCAAGGCUGUAUAUUGUCACACUGCCUAUUUAACUUAAAUGCAGAGAACAUCAUGUGAAAUGCCGGGCAGGAUGAAGCACAGAUUGGAAUCAAGAUUGUCGGGAGAAAUAUCAGUAACCUCCGAUAGGCAGAUGACACCACCCUUAUGGCAGAAAGCUAAGAGGAACUAAAGAGCCUCUUUAGUGUGGCUCACAACAAACUGUGGAAAAUUCUUCAAGAGAUGGGAAUAGCAGACCACCUUAUCUGCCUCCUACAAAACCUGUAUGCAGGUCAAGAAGGAAAGGUUCGACAAAGGUCCGUCUAGUCAAAGCUGUGGUUUUCUUCAGUAGUCAGGUAUAGAUGUGAGAGUUGGACUGUAAAGAAGGCUGAGCACCAAAGAACUGAUGCUUUUGAACUGUGGUGUUGGAGAAGACUCUUGAGAGUCCCUUGGACUGCAAGGAGAUCAAAACAAUCAAUCCUAAAAGAAAUCAGUCUUGAAUAUUCACUGGAAGGACUGAUGCUAAAGCUCCAAUACUUCGGCCACCGGAUUCGAAGAACUGACUCAUCAGAAAAGACCCUGAUGCUGGGAAAGAUUGAAAGCAGGAGGAGAAGGGGACGACAGAGAUGAGAUGGUUGGAUGGCAUCGCUGACUCAAUGGAUGUGAGUUUACGUGAACUCCAGGAGUUGGUGAUGAACAGGGAAGCCUGGCGGGCUGCAGUCCAUGGGUCACAAAGCGUCAGAUGUGACUGAGUGACUGAACUGAACUGAAUUCUAGCAAGGCCUUUCAUUGGUUGUUGUCACCAACUGCAAGUUCCUUGUGAACAGGCUCUCUGUCAAUUUAUUCACCUGUACUUUUUAUAGUGUCUCAUACAUGUCUUGUAGGCCCUUAGAAAGUACAGUAGUUUUUGAAUGGCAGUGCAGUUUACUGCGUGCUCUUUUUAGGGUACUCUUCCCUAUAGGAAUAAGGUGACUUCCGGAACAUCUUGAACACUUUCUAGAACAUAGCAAAGACUUCCCUAGGUACUUAGGUCUUCAUUGGGACAGACUUGUUGAUUAUUUUCCCCAGAAUCACUAGGAGACUCAGUCAGGUUUACAACCAUCCUACAGAUUUACCUCUACCCGUUUGCUCAUUCAGCAAAUUCUUAGUAAGAAUCUACUGUGUAACAGACAGGCUUCCCAGGUGGUGCUAGUGGUAAAGAAUUCACCUACCAGUGCAGGAGAUGUGAGAGACGAGGUUCAGUCCCUGGGUUGGAAGAUCCCCUGGCGUAAGAAAUGAUACCCCCAACCCAUGAUUCUUACCUGGAAAAUUCCAUGAACAGAGUCGUCUGACAGGCCGAAGUCAGACACGACUGAGCAACUGAAAACACAUGUAACAAGCACUUAUUUAGGUAUUAGAAAUACAGUGCUGAAGCAGAUGGAUAAGGCCUGUUCUCAUGAAACUUACAGUCUAGUAGGCAAGAUGAAUAGUAAUCAAGUAAUGUGCACCCUUCUUCCCCUGCCAUAAAAAGCUAAUAAUGUGCACUAUAUAGAGGAUGAAAAUAAGGUAAUAAAGACUGGAUGGUUUCUUGCAGUUGGGUAAUCAGAAAUGUCUUUUCUAAUGAAGUAUGAUCUGUAAUCUAAAUGAGACAAAGCAGCCAUGUAAGAUCAGUGCAAGGAAAAUUUCAGGAAAAAUGAGUAUCUAGUAAAAGACCUUAGGCGAGAACAAGUUUGAUAUGUUUUAUGGAUAGAAAAAGGUGAAUAUAAAAUGGGCUUCCAAGGUGGCUCAGUAGUAGGGAAUCCACUUAUACCAAUGCAAGAGACACAGGAGACACCGGUUUGAUCCUAGGGUUGGGAAGAUCCCCAGGAGUAAGAAAUGGUAGCCCACUCCAGUGUUCUUGCCUGGGAAAUCCCAUGGACAGAGGAGCCUGGUGGGCUACAGUGCCUGGGGUUGCAAAAUGUUGUACAUAACUGACAGACUGAGCACACACAUGGCUAAAAAUAAGGGAAUGGGGAGAGUUCUGAGAAACAAUCAGAGAAACGGGCAGGUGCCAGAUUAUGGAAGGUUUAGUAGAUUAAGAUCAGAAAUACGGUUUUAAUCUGAAGUGUUAUGGUUAGCUGUUGGGUGCUGGUGAUCCUAAGGUGAAUAUUGUACAGUGCAAUUUAUAUUCUGAAAUAACUACCCUGUCAGCUGUGUGGAGGUUGGAAUGAGGGGGAUGGAACAAAAAGUUAAAGGGAGACCAGUUAGAAGAUAGUUUUAGUAGGUUAGGGGAGAGAAAAUGAUGAGUUUGGCCAUGGUUGGUAGUUGUAUAAUGGAAGGAGGAAAUAAAUGGUCUUGAGUACCUCUUGGAGGUAAAAGGGACAAGAAUUAUUGGUAGAUAUGAAAUGAAGAAAGGAGAGAAAUCAACAAAUGAGAUGAAAGGUAGAAGGAAAACUAGAGUAGUGUUGUAGAAACUAAAAAAGGGAAGGAGAAAUCUGUAUUGAAUGCUGUUGAGAAACAGGAUAAAACCAUGGAAUUGAGCAGUGAAUUUGGUUUCAUGAAGGUCACUGGUAACCUUGAUGAUGCCAGUCUAGGGUAAGUUAUGCUUAAGAGAAAUUUAGGGGUGAGGAAUAGGGAACGGCCUUCAUAGGCAGUACUUUCACAGAGUUCUGCACUUGAGAGGAGGGGGUAAGAAAAGUAGAGCUAUAGCUGGAGUCAAGGGACAGCAGUGUUGUGAGAAAGAAAAUCCUUGUCUUCUGGAAAGCUUUGAAUAAACAUUUCCUUUUUCCUUCCCUGUUUUAACUAAAUCUCUCAUCUAGGUAAAGCUUUUCACAGUAUUCCUCUAGAGAACUCCUAAGACAGGAGAGAAAACAUAUUUCUUGAGGUUAUUAAUUUUCCCUCUGCAAGACUUGUUUUCAUCUUUGAGUGAAUGCAGAUUUCAGACUUAAUAAAUAUUUAUUGUAAAAGGAAUUAAAAUUAUUUACCAUUGAGGAGCACUGAUGACUCAGACAAUGAACUUUUUUUAUUCUAAGACUUUGCAUGUAAACUCUGACAUACCAUCUCGGUAACCUCGGUCUUUGAGCAGUGUUUUUGAGACUGCAUUAAUAUAUAGACUUCUUUUAAAAUAAAACAAUUCCUUUAAGAAGCUUAAUGUUCACUUGCCCUGUUUAUGACCAUCUUAUUUAAAUGUAUACAAAUACUGAACUAGUUCUAAACUCCUGGUUCUUAGCUUUUAAAAGAAUUCUAAAGCCAUAACAACUUUGUAAAUUAAUUACAACACUACAGAUUUUAAAAUGAGGUUAUUUAGUAUGGAGGAUGAUUAUGUUGUCUUGAUCAGGAAUCUCCGCUCACAACCUGAUUAAGAAAGGAGUGUUAACAUAAGAGCACUUAGGUUCCUGUAUCACCUCAACAUUUUUUUAGUGUUUUUCUUUUUUAUUAAAUCUAAUUCCUUGUGGUAUACAAUAAAUCCUUGUUGGUUCUCUGUUUUAUGUACAGUAGUUUACAGCUGUAAUGCCCUGCUCCAUUUGUUCCUCCUACUCUCCCCCCCCCCCCCCCGCCCUUGGUAACUAUAAGUUGUUUUCUAUGUGAGUCUGUUUCCGUUUUGUACAUAGAUUCAGUUGUACUAUAUUUUAAAUUCCACAUGUAACUUAUAUCAUAUAGUAUCUGUAUUUCUGUCUGACUUAUUUCACUAAGCAUUUCACUCUGUCCUGAAGAGUUAUAUCAUCUUGGGUCACCGUGAAUUAGAUCUGAUGUCCUUUGACAUCUGAAUUUUUACCUAGUAUGUAGGUUAUAAAACAAUUCUGAUCAGGUUAAGAGAAAAUGGCAGUCUAAUAGAACUCUUAAGGUAACAAGAAUCUUGUGCUUUGUGAUAAAGCUGUGGUUUGAAUGUUUGCUUUUAAACCUUGCAGGCUUAUAUCCAAACUUCUCUUUGUGUAUAACUGUGAUGAUAUCAAAUUGAAUUUCCUUAGGAACUCUUUCAGUGGCCACUGUUUUCUGGUAAGAGGGAGACAGUAGAGGACCAUCUUAUUUCAAGAUUUUCCAAGUUUCUAUACUUGAGAAUUGCUUUCUAUUACUCUGCUCUUUCAACCACAUGAUUUUCCUUUUUCUCCAUUUAUAGACAGACUGGUAUUGAAUAUGUGGUUGUGGCAGUGGAAACUUGUUCUUUAAUACGCACAGUGGAUUUAAUAUCACAUCUUUGAAAUCAGAAUCUAGAACCCAUGAUUUGGGUUCUUCUGGUCUUCUGGAAAUAGAAGGCUGACAAUUUACUUUGAAGGUCUUUGACUAACACAAGUAGUUUAUUAAUUUAUAAUAUGAUAUCUGAAGGAGCAUUCUGUGGGAGAAUUCAAACCACUUCGACAUUUACAUGUAAUGCUAAAGGCCUUUUUCCCCUGAGACUGUUUAAUAAAAUUCAUACUUGGAUUACUAGUGUUGACACUAGGUUGAACAUCAUAUUGGCCUUGUAAGUAAAGUUAGUAAAGUUUAAAGAGUCUGUCCUAAAGAUCCAAGUUAUUUUGUGAUGAUAUAGAUAUGUAUAUGUGUAUUUAUAUAACCAACAGAUAUAUACACAUAUAUAUGUACUUUAUGUAUACAACAUACAUAUGUAUAACAUUAUUGAAUAAGAGUUAUGAUCUUGAAAUAAUUCCAUUCCUUUGAUGUGAAAGUUUAAAAUAUUCCUUGAUAGAACAUAGUUACUAUGAAUUAUAAAAAAUGUCUAUAAAUUUUAUUUAUAUAUACAUGUAUUUUAUAUCUAUAUGUAAAUAUACACACGGUGCUGUGCUGUGCUGAGUCGCUCAGUCAUGUCUGGCUCUUUGCAGCCCCAUGAGCUGUAGCCCUCCAGGCUCCUCUGUCCAUGGGAUUCUCCAGGCAAGAAUACUGGAGUCGGUUGCCAUGCCCUCCGCCAGGGGGUAUUUCCAACCCAGAGAUUGAACCCAGGUCUCGUUCAUUGCAAACAGAUUCCUUAUCGUCUGAGCCACCAGGGAGACAAAAUAUAUGCACAUCUGUAUGUGAAACUUCACCUUGUUCUAAACACUGCAAGGUGAUUAUUUCACCUUUAUUAUAUUUCUCUUUAUGCUAUAGUCUGUUGAGAUUUUUUUUUCCUCAGAUUUUCUUUCCCAGUUAAGUAUUUAAGAAUCCAUCAGGUUUAUAAACCUCAAACACAGGGCUAUAUGUCAUUUAUAAUUCAAUAGAACCAGAAGGAAAAAAAAAUCCCUUAGGUGUAUGCUUCUAAGAAUGCAUCAGGUAUAUGCUUUCCUUGUCUCUAAAUAUUAAAAACUAAUUCUGUGAAUUUUUUGCACCCCUUAUAAUGUCCUUUUGUAUGGCUGAGACUAACUUUUCACCUCAUUCUCUCCUAUUUUCCCAUCCUCUUUCAUCUGUUUCCCUCUACAUUUCUGUGAAGUUUUUGCUUGAUCCUCCUACUCCUGCCACUUACUAUUACUAUAUAAGCUUCUCUGUUUUGUUUUUGCAGACUCUGAUAUUAGGAUAUGAAACUUUUUUUCAGUUGGAUCCCUUUUGCUUUUUAUCUGUUUUUCUCCCUCUACAGUAAAUAGUUUCAUGGCAAGGGUAUGUGAGUUUUCUCUUUAUCUUCUACUAUUUGAUGUUUUUUUCCCCACUUUCUAGAUAUUAUUCUUAGUUUAUUUGCUUACUUCUUUUAAUUUUGCUCUAAAAUUUUUUCUAAAAAUACUUUAGUGAGGAAUUCCCUAGUGGUCCAGUAGUUCUGGUUUUCACUGCCAAGGGCCGGGUUCGAUCCCUGAUAGGGAGCUAGGUUCCCGCAAGCUGUGAGGCAUAGUCAAAAGACAGAAUUACUUUAGUGGUUACAACUAAUCUUUUUGCUGCUUUUUCUUCCCUUUCUUAUCCUUUUUGUUACUAUACAAUAUCAAUAUAUAUCUAGCAAAAAUUGAUGAAUGUAUAGACAGGUCUGUGCUGAGUCUUUGCCUGUUAUAAUUGAAUCAAAUUAAACAUUUUUUAAAGUGUAUAUUCAUUUAUUUCAAGAACUGUGUAUGCCUGUGUCAGAUACAAGUAAGUACUAAUUAAAUACAUUUGAUAAAUUGGUGAAAUUUUUAGUCUUUGAUAUUAUACUUUAUAUAUUUUUAAGUCAUAACUUUUAUUUCAGUAUUAAUUUUGCCAUUUUUAUAAGUCAUUACUGUAUUUGUUCUGUGGAGUUAAGGUUUUAUAGGACAAUGUUGAGCUAAUGACAUGACAUGCUCACCAGCAAACCAGGAAGAUAGACUGAUGUAACAGCUGGGAAGACCAGCUGGUACUUCCUGGGUUUGAGCUUCUUCCUCAUUUAAUGAAAUGAAGAAAUUAAAGUACAUUUGCAUACUUUAAUAUUUGUGAUACAUUUAAUACUUGCAUUAUAAACCUUGUAGCUGUAAUAUUUCCCAGAACAUUCUCACUUGCUUUUUAAGGCCCCUUGUCAUCUUUAAUGGCAUUAGUAUUUUGUGGAUUCUUGGAGUGAUUCCUUAUGCCUUGGAUUACCAAGUUAUAUUUGUAUAUUUUUCAUUUUCUUCAUGUUUUAGGAGUAUCUUUUAUAUUUCUGUCUAGUCACCAACACUUUAUAUUUAUCUGAAUUACUUCAGUAACUUCGGUAUCCUCUGUUUAUACUUAGAGUAAUUCUGUGUUACACCCUUAAAUAAUGAUGUCACCAGCAAUGAUACAGUGUUUUGUCAUAAGUAAUAUGUUGAAACUAAAACGUGCCAAGGGAUUGCAUCUUUUUAUGUCUAAAACUUAAAUUAUCAUUCACUGUUGAUGUUUAAAGCACUCUUAGUGAAGUUUGCUUCAGACAAUGAGACCUGACUUUUGAACAUUCUUUCAGGCCUUUCUCACUCUGGUUUCUAGGACAUUGGGUAAAUAAAAUUAGGCAUACCUUGACCUAAUUUCAUGGGCCCCAGUCUACAAACAGCCAAAAGAUAGUGCUUGGGUAUGUGGAUUUGGAGCCAAGAGUGGACUGCGGAUUAAAUGAUACAGUGGAUUUUCAGCAGUGGACCUUUAGUUGACCACAUGUAUUUUGCUAGUAUUUUGUCCCCAUACUGCCCCCCUGCCCCACCCUGCCGCCACCACCACUUUUUCUUUUAAAUUUCCCUUGGAAAUGCUACUGUGACUCAGUUAGACCUGAAACUAAUAUGAUAUUUCCCAGAGGAGUUUACCCUUGCUUUUUUACCUGUUCACUUUGUUUUCAAUGUUUAAGCUUUUGUCUUAGGUUUCUUAACACUUAAAUUGAAAUUUCUAAUGGUGAUCUUAGUCUGGUUUUUCCUUUGAUGCUUCUUCCCUAGGUAAAUCAUUUUGCUUGGUAUCUUGUAAUCUCUCUUCUUUUCCCAAGUUAUCCACGUCCCAUUAUUCAUAUUUCUUCUAGCUUACAUCUCUCUCUACAAUCAGACUUAUGGUUUAGUUGCACUGUAAAUUCUGACAGUCUUCCCAAUGCAAAAUGAUAUGCCUAGCAUCUUUCUCUGUUACAUGUAGCAACAAAGUACAUAUAGGUUAGUGUUUCAUUAUAAAUAGUAAAAUCCAUCUUCCAUGAUACCAGGUAUGAAACAUAGUUAUCAAAUUGGCCAUAGGUAGUCAGAAAAAUGUUGAAAGGUUUCUUACUCACACUUUCUUAGUUGUAGUAGGACUUUAAAAACAUCCCACAAGAUAUGUUUAGUACUAUACAAGUAUUUCAGGUGUUCCUGUUAAGUUGCUUUAAAUUAAACUGAGUGUAAUCUAAAUGGCUUUUUCUGCAGGACAGCUUCUAUAAUGUAUUGCUAGCACUGCCAUUGGGACGCAUAUGUGGUGAUAAUUUGGUACUCAGAGUUUUUUUAAUUAAACGAUUGUAAAUAUUUAUCUUUCUCAGAAUAGGAAGUUAAAGUCGUACUUACUUAUGCUUAUAUUGUCUUGGCUUUAUUUGGCACAAUAUAGUGAAUAAACCCUAAAUGUUUGCUAAUAUAUUAAAGUUUCCAAUGAUACCCCUUGAGGCAUAUGCAAGAAUCUAGCCAACUGCAGAGUUAGAACAGUUCACAAAGACUGCCGUCACUUCUGAUAACAAUUGCGAGGUUGGAAGAUUCCUGGAACCAUUCUCAGGUUCAGUAAUUUGCUACGAAAUUCACAGAACUAAUUGAAAAGUAUUGCAUUGACAUUUACAGUUUAUUAUAAGGAAAGAAUUCAGAUUAAAAUCAGCCAAGGGGAAAAGUGCAUAGGUAGAGUCUGGGAAAGGUACCAAAGACUGAACUUUUGUCUUCCUCUCCCUGAGGAGUCAUGGACAAGUUACUUUCCUAGCAUCUGUUUGUGUCAAUACUCAGAGAGUAUUGUCAACCAAGGCAGCUCACUAGAGCCUUGGUGCCCAGAGUUUUUACUGAGGCUCCAUCACAUACUGCCUAUAUGGCUGGCCUUUACUUGCCGACCCUUUUGUAGUAAGAACUGAUAACCAUGUAUCCCAGAGUCUCCAGGCAAACAAUGAUACUCCUGUUGAGGUAUGAAAUUCCAAAGUCCUAUAGAUUGUCUUCCAGGGCAAAAUCAGACUACUGGGAGAUGAUCUCUGUGGGUAAAAUUAACUCCUCACUGUACAAGGUACCAUCUGCAAAUUUAGUAACAUACUUUUGGAGAUUUUAACCCUUUAUUUGAGUCUGCACUGUAAGCAUACGUGAAAGCUGUUUUCAAGAAAGUGUUGUACAUUUCUGUUCAAUGCAGUGGUAAGCUUUCAUUAUAAUUUUCGUUAUUCUGUCCUUCAUGAAUAUUUCUGUCUCUUCCAUUUCUUGUUUCUACUUAACAACCCCUAUGCCCUGUCUUGUCCUUCCUAUUUUAAGCUAAUUUAAUGUUAAAGAAUCCUUAGUAUUUAGAUACCUGCAUUUCACUGGUUAUUUUUGAUGAAUAACAACAACUUAUGGCUUAUUUUCUCCAUGUAGCUCUUUAAUCUACUAAACACUUUUUAAACAUUUUGUCAAGAUUAACCAAGUCUUUGAGGAAUAUUUUCUCCCAUUUUCCAAGUGGAGAAAUUGGGCCAUAAAAUUAUUUCAAGACCAAAUUAGUUGUAAGAGUAGUUUUUCUGUUCUGCUUAAAUUCUGCAAAUGACAUAGUUACUUGCUGAAACCAAAUUUCAUUAUGUUCAAGCCUCAAUGAUUUUCUGAUCACAAGAUAUCUGAAAGAAAGCUCUUACUACACUUAUAGAUAUAUAAGGUAUAUGUAGAAAGGGUAAGUUUUGUUGUAGAUGUAUUUUGGUCUACUUCAUUAAUUCAGUAUUCUACUGUAGCAGAAUAAAUGAAAUGCUACUUUGAAUAGAAAUGGUUAAAUUUGGACACUAACAUUGCUCUUUCCUCAUUACUGUUACAUUCUGCACUGC
This is a messenger RNA of Dama dama (fallow deer), 13226 nucleotides long. RefSeq names its product HECT and RLD domain containing E3 ubiquitin protein ligase 4 (gene HERC4). The record is from RefSeq and is a predicted model, not a curated record. Gene Ontology annotation, biological process: ubiquitin-dependent protein catabolic process; protein ubiquitination. Gene Ontology annotation, cellular component: cytoplasm. NCBI's taxonomy places the organism in Eukaryota, Metazoa, Chordata, Mammalia, Artiodactyla, Cervidae. The transcript is spliced from 16 exons. The coding region runs from base 433 to 2370 and encodes 645 amino acids. Gene Ontology annotation, molecular function: ubiquitin protein ligase activity.